Aureobasidium uvarum is the source of this 1242-nucleotide messenger RNA. The record is from the annotation of a GenBank genome assembly. Lineage: Eukaryota; Fungi; Ascomycota; Dothideomycetes; Dothideales; Saccotheciaceae.
AUGAACGCAAUUCAAGGUACUCAUCAAGACGGUGCGGCCAAUGUUCCCGCCCAACACGAUCACUAUGGAGCUUUUCAGACCGAGAUCUAUCGCAAAGGAAUGUAUGACAAUGUGGUUCCGACCGUCACAACCAACCCAAACAAGCUCGAGGAACAAGCAAAGCAAGCCAUGAACCGUAGAAGCUAUAACUACGUUGGUGGAGGUGCUGGAGAGGGCGCUACCAUGGACGCAAACCGCCUAGCGUUCAGAACCUGGAAGAUGGUACCACGCAUGCUUCGUGACACGACCCAUCGAAGCCUUAAGACGACCAUCUUGGGCAAGGAGUAUCCCACGCCUUGUCUCGUAGCUCCUGUCGGUGUCCAGUCAAUUUUCCACGAAGACAAGGAGACUGGAGUUGCUGAGAUCGCAGCUGAAAUCGGAGUGCCCUACAUCCUCUCGACUGCAUCCUCAUCCACGAUCGAGGAAGUCGCCAAAGCCAAUGGUGAUGGCCACAGAUGGUUCCAACUUUACUGGCCUCACGACAAAGCUAUAACCGAGAGCAUGCUCAACAGAGCGAAGAAUUCUGGUUACGAAGUGUUGGUCGUCACUUUAGAUACUUGGUCUCUCAGCUGGAGACCUCUCGAUCUCGAUUCUGUGUGGAAAGCUCGACCGGAUCAUGCUAAUUGUGUCCUCGCUUUANNGGGUGCUUAUGUGCCAUUCAUGAAGGGUAUCGGUGACGCCAUCGGUUUCUCCGAUCCUGUCUUCCGUCAACAGUUCAAGGAGAAGCACAACAAAGAGGUAGAAGAUGACAUUCACGAUGCUGCGCUUGAGUGGCAGAGCAAGGUAUUCCCUGGUGCUGCUCAUACCUGGGACGAAGUGCAGCACUUGAAGGAUAACUGGGACGGUCCUAUCGUCCUCAAGGGUAUCCAGCAUGUGGAGGAUGCCCGAAAAGCCGUCGAAGUUGGUGUUCAAGGCAUAGUCGUCAGCAAUCACGGAGGCAGGCAGUUAGAUGGAGCGAUUGGCAGCCUCGAAGUCCUGCCAGAGAUUGUCGAGGCAGUUGGUGACAAGAUCGAUGUUCUGUUCGACAGCGGCAUCAGAACUGGUGUCGACGUCAUUAAAGCGCUCUCUCUCGGAGCCAAGGGUGUCCUUAUUGGGCGUCCUUGGGUCUACGGCCUGGGAAUUAGCGGCAAGGCGGGAGCCAAAGAUGCUCUCCGUGGCAUACUAGCAGUAAGCCAUUUUGAGGUCGAUGUUGAGCCUGAUUGA